CCACCUAGCGGCGGCCCGUGUCUGCCGGUUCGUAUAACUUCACUGACAGCUCUCCCCCGGUCCCGGGCGUGUACAGCCGUUUGGAAAUAGGCGAUCAUAGCGCUCCAACAGCCGUCGUGUAAACAGGGGUCGCAGCACACACCCGGGGAGCCGCUGUAUACCGGGUGGGCUGUUCCGGGCCAGGCCUCGCCUCUACUGUGUCACUUCCUGUCCCGGCCGGUGUCGGCUGUCUCUCCUCCCGGUCUAGGCCUUCUGCGGCCCCGAUGGAUUUUACAUAGUGUGACCUGAUCGUUGUCCCGUGUCCGAUGGCGUCGGCUGCCCGGUGCCCGGCGCUGUGCUGCUGCCGCCGCCCUCUCCACCCCGGGCCAGGCCCGGACUCCCCGCAGCGUUUUGAACCGGGACCCCCUGACCCAGCUUCGGCCUCCAGCUUCCAGCUCUACCGGCUCCAUCACUUCCACCUGGGCCUGGAGCUGCGGCCUGAGAGCCGGGAACUGUCUGGUUGCUUGGUGCUUGAGCUGAGCCCUGUGGUGCCAGGCGGGCCGGCUCUGGUUCUGGACGUUCACCCGGUGCUUAGAGUCAGCUCUGUCCGGUGUAGAAGAGGGGGGAGACCGAGCAAGAAGAACGAGAGACCUUGUUCAUGUCCUCCUAGUGACUACAGUGCUCACCACCCCUGGAACCCUGAGGACCCCACCCAUGGGUGCCAGUGUAAACAAGACUUGGGGCCCUCACAUUCUCCUACCACCAUGGACCCUUCAUCCUACGCCACCCCUCAGUCAUCUACGGUGAGCCCCGCUACAGCGGAAUCCUCACCGGUGGUCACCCCGGAACCCCUCGACCUGUCUGUUCCACGUUCAAAAAGUUCUACCACUUUGCCACACCUCGCGCCAGGUGACGACGUUACAGACCACGUUUCUUCUGGUACGGGUUGUCCCAUCAUCAAUGGUCAUCAGCCUCCAGGAUCUUCCCCUAAAAGUUCUGCUUCAGCUCUGUUUACAUCUACUGCUUCCCCCGCCACCGAUCUGUCUUCCCGAUCCUCUACGUCAUGCUGGUCCUCAGACUCUCUCAUGUCCCCGACCCGUGACAGCGGCUUUGCCACUUCUAGUAUACCCGCUGCCCUUUCCUCAAUGGACAUUCCUGCGUCGGAAGCACUGCCUUGCACUUUUAGCCAGCCAUGUGAGUUCCAUAGUGCCAGCGACUCUGCGCCCGCUCACUCCACCUGCUGCUUUCCGUUGGACUUUAGGGUUGAAGAGUUUACAGAUUAUGGCUCCGCGCUUACCAUCACUGUGCCUGAAACCCUGCGAACGAACGAGACGUUCCAGGUCAUUGUACACUACGUCACGGGCGAGGGUCCUGCGAUAUGGUGGCUGGAUCCUGACCUCUCCUAUGGAAGCUCAGAGUUGUUUGUGUUUACUCAGGGGCACUCUGUUUGCAAUCGCUCCUUCUUCCCAUGUUUUGAUACACCAGCUGUAAAGUGUACUUACUCUGCCUCUGUUAAGGCUCCAGCAGGAAUUCGGGUGCUUAUGAGCUGUACUCACAGUUAUUACAUAGAAGAAAUGGGCAUCUUUCACUUCUACAUGGAGCAUCCUGUUCCUGCCUAUUUAGUGGCCCUGACUGCAGGUCAUUUGCUUCCAGCAGAUAUUGGCCCCAGAAGUCGGGUUUGGGCUGAACCCUGUGUGCUGCCUUUGGCUGUCGGUAAACUAGCUGGGCGAGUAGAGCAGUGGCUUCAGGCUGCAGAGAGCUUGUACGGACCCUAUAUCUGGGGAAGGUACGAUAUUGUCUUCCUGCCCCCAUCCUUUCCGAUUGUUGCCAUGGAGAACCCGUGCCUGACAUUCGUCAUCUGUUCCAUCUUGGACAGUGAAGAUUUCUUGCUUAUUGAUGUGAUCCAUGAAAUUGCACAUGGCUGGUUUGGGAAUGCAGUCACUAAUGCCAGCUGGGAGGAAAUGUGGUUGAGUGAAGGUUUGGCAACAUAUGCCCAGCGCCGUAUCACCACUCUUGUUUAUGGUGCUGCUUUCACAUGUCUUGAGACAACUUUUCGACUUGAAGCUUUGCACAGACAGAUCCGAAUCCUUGGUCAGGAUACACCAUUCAGCCGACUGCAGGCCAAACUGGAUCCAGGUGUAAACCCUAGUAACCUCAUGAACUUAUUCACCUAUGAGAAGGGCUUUUGCUUUGUGCACUAUUUGUCCCAGUUAUGCGGGGACCAGGACAACUUUGAUGCCUUCCUCAGGGAUUAUAUUGAGAAGUUUAAGUUCCACAGUGUUGUAGCUAAUGAUCUGCUGGAGUCCUAUCUCUGCUUUUUCCCUCAUUUAAGGGAUGAGAGCCCAUCAUGUAGUGAAGGUCUGGAUUUUGAUCGCUGGCUUAAUGCUCCAGGGCCACCCCUGACCCAGCCAGAUCUUUCUCAGGGAUCUGUGUUCACUUCUUCAGUGGAAGCUUUGAGUCAACUGUGGAUGGCUGAACCUCUGGAUAUUGAAGCUGCUGCCACCUUUGUCAAUAUUGCAGACUGGCAAACCUUCCAGACUGUACUCUUUUUGGACAAGCUGUUAGAUCAGUCUCCACUGCGACCAGAGGUGAUGCUUCAGCUUUCCCUGUGCUAUUCUUCUGAUCUGGCUACUAUGAACACAGAAAUCCGGAUUCGCUGGUUACAGAUUGUGGUGCGAAAUAACUUCCAGCCAGACAUGCCCCGUGUGCGCCAUUUUCUACUCUGCCAAACUUCUAGGAUGUACACUAUCCCACUUUAUGAAGAUCUUAGUGCAGGAGCACUGAAAUCUUGCGCCCUGGAAAUCUUCUGUCAGACUCAUGGGCGAUUACAUCCAAAUCUACGUAAAACCAUCCAGCAGAUCCUGGCUCAGGGAGGUUCUUUGGUGCAGCCAGACUCUGCAUUGCCGGUGCUGUCUACUGAACUCUAUACACAAGGCUCUUCCUCUCUCAGGGAUGUGAAUGUGACAGCCUGACAGAGCUCACCCAGCAAUGACGCAUCUGCUAAGUAACUUCUAAUCCUAGCUGGCUGUGCCUCGCCCAGACCCAGCAGACGAGUAGGAGUGUUGUGGAAAUUUGCACUGGGAUGGAUCAUGCAUAGUGCUAUCCAACCCAUUUCUAUUUAGUGGGGAGCAAUGAAGCCCCAAGGACUGAACUUUUAAAUAACUAGCCUUCAGAUGGCAGUUAGGUGCCAAUGGUGCAUAUAUUUUGUGUGGAGUAAAGAGAUCCUGCUGUGGGUCUGCUAAAGUUGAUUUAAACACAUCUAUGCAUUUUAUAUCUCAUUUGCAGUACAUAUAGACAACUUCUUAGUGAAGAUAUUUGUUAAUCUAAAGUCUCCCUGGAAAAAAAAAAGUUUUUUUGUUUUGUUUUUAUUUAACAUUGUUUAAAAGAGCCCUUGAGUUAUAACGGAUUACUGGAUUGGUAUGCCCGUGCUCCUUUUUUUUUUUUUUUUUUAAAGACCUGGUCCAAGCCACUUCAAAACACACACUUUGGGCUAUGCCUCCACCUUCCUGGGUAUAAAAUGUUUACAACGUAUGUGGCCCUGACACCUACUAGAGGUUAAGACCGAGGCUGUGGUAAGUCCAGGAUGAGGUUAAAACGGACACAGUACAAAAUAAAAUGUAUGCUCCCCUUCCAUUUUUCCACUAACGUUUUCAUUGUGGAUUUGAUAUUUUGCUGCUUGUUCUGGCAAGCCAUUUAUUUUGGUUUCUUUUGAUUAUGAUUGUUAAAUGGGCAGAGGGAUAAUUAUUUCUGCUGAAUCAAGAAUGUCAUUUCUAAGCUUACUCUAACUCUCCAGCACUUUUGAAUUUUUAAAACUCUGCUUAAACAUUUGGAGUAUUGUUUUUAUUUUACCUGAUUUUAAUUUGAUUGCUAGUGGUGCAGAAUAACCGUUUUUUUUAAAUGUGUUUUAGUGUGAUAGCAAGUUAAACCCUUACCUUAAAUUGACUAGGGCACAUCUUUCUAGCUGCACUUUAAUUUGCCUGCUCAUUCUAUUUCCUUUUUGUAGCAGCCCAUACUGGUGUUAUCAACAAGGCACUUUUUGUGAUUGGCCCUGACUAAAAUGGAUAACCAGCAUGCAUAUUUUUCUUCAUAUUUGGCCAGUUGACUGUCAUUUUUUUUUUUUUUUUCUGUGACAUUUAGAUGAUUGGUCCAGAGGCAAUAUUCCAUUUAUAAUUUAUUCCCCCACCCCUAUGGCUCUUUUUACUCUCAUGUACCAGCAAGUCAUUGCCCUUUUGCUAUACUAAUUACCAAUUUUAAUACUAUUUUGUAUUGCUGUAAGCAUUGUUUCUCAAGGAGAGACAAGGAAUAAUAAAAAAAAAGUUGUUUUUUUAAUUGUUAUUUGUAGAUGGCAUUCGGACUGCGAAAAUUAAACAAUGCUUACAUGUC
Molecule: messenger RNA, 4362 nt
Organism: Rana temporaria (common frog)
Lineage: Eukaryota; Metazoa; Chordata; Amphibia; Anura; Ranidae
Gene: RNPEPL1
Product: arginyl aminopeptidase like 1
Exons: 11
Coding region: 306-2951 (881 amino acids)
Biological process (GO): proteolysis
Molecular function (GO): zinc ion binding; metalloaminopeptidase activity
Source: RefSeq, a predicted model, not a curated record